AUGUCGUCUUUAAUUGGUAAGCUUGAGACCGACAUGGAGCUCAAUGCUUCUGCCGGAAGGUUCAUGAUAUGUUCUGCAACAGGCCUCCCCAAAUUUCCAAGGCUUCUUAUGAUCAGAUGCGAGCAUGUUCUUUACAUGAAGGUGAAUGGGGCAAAAGAGGGUUUUAUCAUCUCCAGGAACUAUGAUCAUGGGGGCCUUUUGAAGGAUUUCAAGAGCGUCGUAUUCAAAAGUCAAGUUUCUCCAAAGAGCCAAGAUUGUAUAUUACACUGGACAUUGGAGUACGAGAAAUUGCAUGAGGGUAUUCCAAAUCCAGAGACAAUGUUACGGUGUCAGACGCGCAUGGAGGAGGCAUGUGGUAGCGGUGGCAUGCGAAGAGGCCCUGCUGAUGUGCGGAUCUUGAUUUCUUUCGGAGCUUCAUUCCAAUCUACUGCAUCUUCAGGGGUAUAG
Molecule: messenger RNA, 447 nt
Organism: Gossypium raimondii (Peruvian cotton)
Lineage: Eukaryota; Viridiplantae; Streptophyta; Magnoliopsida; Malvales; Malvaceae
Product: MLP-like protein 28
Exons: 4
Coding region: 1-447 (148 amino acids)
Biological process (GO): defense response
Source: RefSeq, a predicted model, not a curated record